AUGGAGAAGAGAAAAGUGUAUGAGUACAGCGUCAGAGAAGACACUAGCCUCUUCGAGCAUAUCUGUGAGAAACCAUGCGAACAAGACCGCAACCAGUCAGACGAUGGAGUCACCUCCAGACUCGAUCGCCUUCGAAUGAAGUGGCUGGGAUCGUUGGCGAGAGGCGAUACUGGAUACCGUGUUCCGAAGGGGGAGUGGGGAUUUCCUGGAAUUCCGGGGACGCCCGGUGUGGAUUAUCCGACCUUGGAAUCCAUCCCUGACAUUGCCUUCACCUGUCCCCAGUCGGGAUUCGCCUAUUAUGCCGACCCGUCUACUCGCUGUCAGGUGUUCCACGUGUGCAACUUCUACGCGAUGUACUCCUUCCUGUGUCCAAUCGGAACGGUGUUCAAUCAGCGAUAUCUAGUCUGCGACUGGUGGUACAACGUGGACUGUCACCGUUCCUCUUCCCACUAUCGACGGAUCGAUCCUAUCGAAGAAGAGGGCUAUCCUACCAGAGAAGAGGGCUAUCCUAUUGAAGAAGAAGAAAAUCCUAUUCAAGACGAAGGGGUCCCCGACAUAAAUGAAAAGCCCCUGCUGGUGGAGAUCGAGGACACUUAUGCCGUUCCAAAUGGAACCGGCGAGGUGAUCGAGGAAGAUGAGUUCCCCGAUGAGUUCUCCAUCGAUUAUACGUAUAGUGCCCCCGAAACGAGGGAAGUUGCCGUCGGAAGGAAUCACGUCUUAGAAUUUGGACCAAGAGACCCAAAUCCUAAACUUUAGAAGUUCAAGAAGUUUCUUUUCGAAAGGAAAGUAUUCUGGAAGCUGAACUGCCGGGUGGAGGUUUUACUUAUAUCCGCGUGGAAUAUCAUUUUUGAUGCUGG
This is a messenger RNA of Darwinula stevensoni, 857 nucleotides long. Lineage: Eukaryota; Metazoa; Arthropoda; Ostracoda; Podocopida; Darwinulidae. The record is from the annotation of a GenBank genome assembly.